AUGGCUAUGAACACUAUUUUUGGAAACACCGAUCCGCGUUUCGCAAAAGUCGAAGAGGUUUUUCGGUGAGUUCUCUUUCGUGGUGGGAACGGAUUUCCGAUUUAGUCGACUGAAGUCGUUACUUCGAGGGUGUAGUGUCUAGUAUAAGAUGAUAUUUGUCUAAAGAAUAAGUUCCAGAAGGAAUUUCCGGGAUGGCUGGGAGCCGGAAGGAGCAGCGGUGGCCGUUUAUUACCGCGGCGAACUUGUUGUGGAUCUUCAAGGAGGUUAUCAAGACGCUUCAUCAAGAACAAGAUGGACGGAAGAAACAAGGACUGUCAUCUUCUCGGUCACAAAAGCAGUGGCCUCUCUUGUAAUUGCAAUGCUGGUGGAUCGAGGGAAACUAAAAUAUGAGCAGAAGAUUGUUGAAUUUUGGCCGGAAUUUGGGCAAGAAGGAAAGGAGAACAUUACGGUAGAAAUGAUUCUACAUCAUCAGGCUGGGUUGUGUCUGUAUGAGGAGCCGGUUACUUUGGAAAUUGCCAGCGAUCCUAAAGCCAUGGCGAAGUUGAUUGAACGCCAAAAACCAUCAUGGACUCCAGGCACAAAGAGUGGUUAUCACGCAGUUAGUUUUGGAUGGUUGGUAGAUCAAAUUGUGAGACAUGUGGAUGAACGAGGAAGAGGGAUGGCAGAUUAUAUCAGAGAAGAGAUCACCGAACCUUAUAGUAAGUACUUUCCAUAAUUGCUUGCAGUGUUCUUUUUAGAUAUCGAUUUCUUCUUGGGUUUACCUUCACAUGAGCAACAUACAGUAUCCCGCUUGGCAAUCCCAACAAAUUCCUAUUUCUUGAAAGAAAUCGUCCAUGAUCCUCGAAUUCUUAUCGCUCUUACUUGCUUGUACAGUGGUGGAGAUGUCGGAUUGCGGAAACAGGUCAACAAUAUUGAAUUUAUUUGCACCGAAAAGGUAGAUGAUUGAUAAGAGUGAAAGUUUUUGAGGUCAUCGUGUGUUUUUCACGUUUUUAAGUGAACUUUUAGGGAGUUAACAGCUUCAACAGUCCCCUUGUUCAUCGUUUGGAACAACCAGCCGCCUUAGGCAUCACCAAAGCCAGGGAUUUGGGAAAGAUCUUCGCCUUGAUGUUGGAUGGGACAUUGAUCUCAAAGGAAACUCUCAGAAGACUCGACUUACCCAGAGUUGUUCAAACCGACGUUUGUUUGAAGAUCCCAACAGCCAAAGGACAUGGAUUUAUGUAUGAGAGACAUCCAUACAAACAGGUAGAUAUAAAGUUUAUGAAAAGUUAUGGGUAUCAACCAAAGCGAUAAUCAAUCUCUUUUCCCAGGGAAAAUACCUUUACGGUCAUCCCGGUCAUGGCGGGAGUAACAUGAUGAUCGAUCACGAAGACGAAAUUGUAAUAGUCUACUUGACCAAUGGCCUCAAAAUGGGUGGCGGCGAGUUAACCCAACCUUAUAAAAGGUUGCGCAAUCAAGCCCUCAAAUGCAUCGGACAGAAGGUGAAACCGAAAAAAGUAAAGUAG
Messenger RNA from Bursaphelenchus xylophilus (pine wood nematode), 1502 nucleotides. The record is from the annotation of a GenBank genome assembly. Lineage: Eukaryota; Metazoa; Nematoda; Chromadorea; Rhabditida; Aphelenchoididae.